AUGCCGCCGUCAGUGCCCACAUUGCUCGCCGCCUCAACCCCCUGGCUCGUUCCGCGAAACUCUGUUCAAGCUUUCGGACGAGAAUUCCAAACCUCACCUGCUCAGCCUUACCUCCUCCCAUCCAACGCUCGCCCAAUCAGCACCAGCACGUACAGCAAGCCAAUGGGACCACCGCGAACCGCUCUCGGCCGUGUCUGCGCUUCCACGACGCGAACCCUCUCCCACCGAACACUACGAAGCCUUACGCAGACGCAGACACGAUGGAGCUCCUCGCAGCCCGUCUCGAAGCUCGUCUUCCCAGAUGACGACGGCGCUGAACCAAGCGCCGUGCGCCACAUCCACCUGACCUCCUCCUCCCCCCGCGACGCCGCCGGAUUCCUAUCAUACACAGCCGCUUCAGAUUUCCAAGCCUCCCUGCGCCAGGCCUUUCUCGACUGGAAAUCCGCCCCGACGCCCCGCGCCCCAUCGCCCCUCGUUGUGUCCUUCAUCCCGACACCAACCUACACGCUCGGCAAACGGCAAAAGUCGCUGCGCGAAGACCAGGUGUUCCGCCUCACCCGGCCUCUCUCCGUGACCCUCGACGACGGCACAACUCGAGACUUCGCCCCCGCGGUCAUCGAAACGGACCGCGGCGGCCUGACGACCUACCACGGCCCCGGCCAAGUCGUCCUCUGGCCCAUCCUCGACCUGCGGAGCCCGUACUAUCCCCACCAGACGGUCCGCUCGUACGCGCGCCUGCUCGAAGAAACGACCCAAGCGAUCCUUGCCUCCUCUCCAUCAGGGCCCGGCAUCCCCACAUACCUCUCCGAAGAAGACCCGGGCGUCUGGACCGAAGGCGCCAGGGCGCACGGCCAGGAGCGCAAGAUCGCGGCCAUGGGCGUCCACCUCCGCCGGCACAUCACCGGCCUUGGCACGGCGCUCAACGUCGACGUCGUCGUGGACGGGGACGAGCGCGCCAACCCCUGGGCGAGGUUCGUGCCGUGCGGGCUGGAGGGCAAGACGGCCACGAGCGUGCAGGCCGAGGUCGGGCCGAGAUGGGACGCGUGGGCGGCUGCUGGCGACGCGAGGGCGCGCAGGGAGUGGUAUGCGAGGCGGUGGGUGGAGGAGUUUGCGAGGCGGUUGGGGGCCGCGGCCGUCGACGGGACGGUGUAUCAACGACUUGCCUGA
This is a messenger RNA of Colletotrichum chrysophilum, 1167 nucleotides long. RefSeq lists its product as uncharacterized. Lineage: Eukaryota; Fungi; Ascomycota; Sordariomycetes; Glomerellales; Glomerellaceae. Gene Ontology annotation, biological process: protein lipoylation. The transcript has a single exon. Bases 1 to 1167 code for a protein of 388 amino acids. The record is from RefSeq and is a predicted model, not a curated record. Gene Ontology annotation, cellular component: mitochondrion.